Molecule: messenger RNA, 786 nt
Organism: Brenthis ino (lesser marbled fritillary)
Lineage: Eukaryota; Metazoa; Arthropoda; Insecta; Lepidoptera; Nymphalidae
Source: the annotation of a GenBank genome assembly
AUGAAAGAUUACUUAGAACUAUAUAAUACAACCCCUAAAACUCAUCCAAAUAAAGUCACUGCGUCGCGGUACCGCGUCGCUCGAUACGCGCGGCGCGCGCGUCCCGUACGCCCCGCGCUUAACGUCAAUCAAGAUAAAACAAUGAACGAGAUUGAUUUAAUCAAGGAAGUGGAGAAGCAUCCCAUAUUGUAUGAUAAGUCGGUCAGCGGCUUCAAUAAAACAAAAUUGAGAGACGACGCUUGGAAAGAUGUGCAAGAGAUCCUCAAUGUAUCUGAAGCAGAGUGUAAGAAACGAUGGCGUUCUCUACGAGAUUCUUUUAUCAAGCUGCAGCGCACCCACGGAGGACGCACUCGAUGGCCGUAUCUUCACGCUAUGCGAUUUUUAUUACCACACGUAGAGCCUAAAAGCGAUACACCUGCUAAACGAGAGACCUCGGACUCCGAGCCUGAUGAAGAGCCUCGACAGCGACCUGGACACUCUCUACCGGACCUUUCUUUCUCCGAAUCUCGAGAUUUAGAAGACGAUGAAGACUCCCAACCUGCUAAGAAAAUGCGACUAAACUCUACCGAAGAGGAACCAUGUCAAUGUAAUAGAACCGAUCCGGAUGAGUUGUUUCUAUUGAGUUGCGCUUCAACUCUAAAACGAUUAAAUUCCAAGCAAAAUUCUGUUGCUCGACUCAAAAUACAGCAGGUCUUGUAUGAGGCUGAGUUUGGGUGUCAGAUGGAACUACCCUAUGUAACACCAGCCAGCGAAUGUGGCUUCGAAAACGUCGAAGGCUCUGUAGAA